AACGAUCAAAAGUAUUGAUUUUGGAAUUAAAACGCUUAAGAACGUCAACAGUGAAAAAGGCAGCCAGAAUAUAUGUAAAUCAUAAUCUUUCAAAUUAACUAAAUCGCUUCGACACGUUGACACAAAAAAAUGAAAGUCUUGAUUGCAUUUCUCGUUUGCUCGCUGGCUUUUUCAGCCCCUAUUGCAAAAGAUGAAUUUGAUGUCCAGAGUACACUUGACGACUUGGAAGCACUCGGCGAAAGCAAUCUUUUAUCAGAAGAAAAUAAUGAUGACGGGGUUAUACCUAUCGUAAAUGAUGAAACUCAAUUAGAUGCUAAUUUUUAUCCAGAUACCACUCAAACCCCGCCCAAAGUAUACAAGCUUAUUCAAUAUGACACCCAAACAUUAAACAAAAGAAUUCCAUUUGUUCAGGAUGAGAGUUCACUUGCUGAAGAUGAAAUAACUCAAGAAGACGCAACCUCUCAAGAUGAAGAUUCAGCUGUCGAAAAUGACGGUGAUGAAACAUUUGAAAAUGAAGCCUUAGGUGCUCAAGAUGAUAUUCAUGACGCUUCAGGCGUGGAACAGGAUGCUUCAGGCGCUGAAAAUGAUGCUUCAGGUACUGAACAAGAUGCUUCAGGCGUGGAACAGGAUGCUUCAGGUACUGAACAAGAUGCUUUAAGCACUGAACAAGAUGCCUCAGGCACUGAACAAGAUGCAUCAGGCACUGAACAAGAUACUUCAGUUGUUCAAGGUGAAGAAUUUAUUCAAGAACAGACUUCUGAUACUCAAGACCAAAUUCAAUUUGAAACUUUAUUUAACGAAGAUUCUCAAGAAGAUAUGGAAUUCUCGAGAGACCAACAGUAAUUUAAAUUUUAUAAAAUGUAAUAUGUUUGUUACAUAGAAUGAAAAAUGGGUUUAUAA
Molecule: messenger RNA, 900 nt
Organism: Hydra vulgaris (swiftwater hydra)
Lineage: Eukaryota; Metazoa; Cnidaria; Hydrozoa; Anthoathecata; Hydridae
Source: RefSeq, a predicted model, not a curated record